UGUGUGAUUAAUACCAUUCCAGAGGAUAGAGUAGCCAGUGUCAAGAAUCACUUAGAAAGUGAGUCAGAAGAUGAGCAGGAGCAAGAGUUGUUGAAGUCCUUGCUAACUAUUGAUCAGGAUAUCAGGAUCUGCAGUCACUCAGUUGGCUCUUUGCCUCAGGUGUGGGUCAGCAUGGGAUCUUUUGACCUGUGUGCAGUUUUGGAUAGUGGGGCUGAGGUUAGCCUAGUUUCAUCUUCAGUUCUAAGUGUGGCUCAUGGUGCUGGUAUUAACUUUUGUGUCCAGGAGGAUAAACUCUGUGAUAUAGUUGGUUUUUCAGGGAAACGCAUCCCCAUCACGCAAACUGUGCAAUUGUCUUUGGUUAUUGGUACUUUGAAUAUGCCUGAAAUUCACAAAUUUGCUGUUGUAGAUGAUAACAUUUUUCCUCACUGUUUUUUAUUAGGGCUAGACUUCAUGUCUCAUUAUAAUUUAUCCAUUGAUUUUAAUGCCCUUACUUUUAAGCAGGAUGGUGAGGUCGUUUCCCGGUUGACUCCUGUAAGCUGGCGGGACAUUGUGGGUCCUUGCCUGUUCUCGGUUAGCGCUGGAUCUUCUGAGCCGCAUUUGAAGCUAAAUACUCAGGAUUUGCGUUUUGAGACGCAAGGUAAUUUUCCUACAGUGACAGGUUUGUCUAUGUUGUCAGAUCUUGAAACUAUUAGAGUAUUGCAAUCUCAUAGUCCUGAAUUGAAAUGUCUAUACAAACAGCUCAAAAAGCAAGUGCCAACUCAAGGGUGGCCGAAAAGGAUCAAAGCCUUUGCUCGCCAUUCAGCAAAAUUGUCAAUUCAAAGUGGCUUGAUAUUUUAUGGUGAUACUAGUCCAACUGUGGUCAUUCCUUUUGAGAGUUUAGUUGAUGUUUGUGUGUCGCUUCACUUCAAUCUUGCUCACAUAGGUCGAGACAAAUUGUUGGAUCUUAUUUUUGAACUUGUAUGGCACCCUUCAAGGUACCGUGUUGCACAGGAUGUGUGUAGCACAUGUCACAGUUGUCAGAUUUUGAAGGAAUUUUCUACCACUUUGAUACCACCAACUUUGAAGAUAUGUACCAGUUAUCCAUUCGAAUUGAUGGCUGCUGAUCUAAUUUCAUUGCCCAGGUCUCCUAGAGGAUUUAUUGGUUGUCUGGUUUUAGUGGAUCACUAUUCUAAGUGGGUUACAGCAGUUCCAAUAAAGAAUAAAACUAGUGAGACCAUUGUGAAGGCAUUCCAUGAUCAGAUUUUUCCCUCACUUAUUCGGAUCCCAACUAAUAUUCUCACUGAUAAUGGACCUGAAUUUACAUGUACCAAAUUUUCUGAAUUUUUGAUGCAAUCUAAUGUUAAUCAUAAGCUUACCACUCCUUAUUGCCCGACCAGCAAUGGAGCUAUAGAGCGUGUAAAUCGAACUAUCAAAAACUUUCUGCGUAGCCUGGUCAGUGAUGAGGUACCAUGGGAUGUAGCGUUGCCAAAAGCACUAAUCGUGUAUAAUCAUACUUGGCAUUCAGCAUUACAGAUGUCUCCCUCUAACUUUUUGCUCACACGUUCCCAUAAUACUAAUUGUGACCCACCUCUCCAAGGGACUCUGGCUGAACACUGGCGACAUGGCCAUCCCAAAUUUGUUAAAUUUAGUGUGGGACAGUUGGUGCUCAUGAAGUGUCAACAUAAGGGUUUUCUUAGCACUAAUAAAUUAAGUCCAACUUUCAGGGGGCCUUUCAAAGUCAAUGUUGCCAAUGAAAAUGGAGUCACCUAUGAGUUGGUGGACCAGAAUGGUGUUGAGCAUGUUAGAGCUCACCACAGUCAAUUGCGUGCAUAUAAAUUGCCACCUAAGUAUUUAGCAGAGCAUCCUUCAUUUGUUUUGACAGUGAGAGAUGAGAGAGGUGACGAUGUCAUGAGUGGGUCAAGAAUGCAUGAUAUUGGAGAGGUUGAGAGUACCGUGCCAUUGACUAGUGUUAGUCACUCUUCUAUGGAUUCUGAAAGUUCUAUUGGCCUAAGUGACACAAGUUCAGAUCCUGACAGCAUUAACUUUUUUGGUUCAGAUGAUGAUUCAAGCUCACUCUUUUCUGGUUUUGGUAAUUCUUUGGCCAGCUCUCAGCCAAAAAUGUGGUCGGCUGAUGCUGCUAACUCGAGGUUAUUGGAUCAGUCAUUGCAGUCAUCUUCAUUGAGAUCUGAAGUACAUGGGCUCUGUAGAGGUUGUCAUUUUGAAGCAGCAGUUGAGGCUGAAUCGUUUUGCAGUGUUGAAAUUCAUGAUGCUCAUGUGUGUACUGCACCAGAACAGGUGGUUAUUGCAGCUGAAGAUGCUCGUGGCUAUAUUGAGCAGGAACAAGUGGUUGAACCUGCUACAGACGCUCACAAUUGUAUUGGUGGAGUACAGGUAGUUGAUGAAGCUAAUGAUGAGACCACAGAGGGCAUAACAAGAUUGCAACAGUUGUAUAAGCUCACAAUGGAUUGGGAUGAUGAUGAUAGUGAAUUUAGCCUUGCAUCACUGAAUUCCUUGCUUGUGGGGGAUCAGUCACAUGAAGACAUUGAUCCAGAACUUGCAGUGGCUGACAGGAAGAUCCAAGAAAUUCAGGGAGCUGAACAGAAUGUAUCGUGUGAAACACCAGCUGCUGGCCUUGAGUCUGAGGAGUUGGAUGACUCUGAUGAUGAAGAGUCAAACUCGCCUUUCACUGGAUUCACACAAGACCCAUUACCUUCUGCCAGAGUGUCUCGUUUGAAAAAGAUGACUAAGCAGUCUGGUGAGCCAGAUAUUACAAGUCAAGCAACUGUAAGACACACAAGAUCUAAGGGUUCAGUCCAGGAUCUUCCCAAUGUUCAGCUUGUCACUCUUGAACGAAAGCGUAAUAGGCGAAGGUGUAGUUCAUGAGCAAAUUGUUGUGAAUUGUGGCAUUUGAUUUAAACAAUAUUUUAUUCAUCAUUUCCUGCAUUUGGAUUUUGCAGUAUUGCCAAAGAAAAAAUAUUCAAGUGUGUGCAUUGCGACAGUGAUGUCAUGGCAGUUUCAACCUUUGUAAAUUACUUGGUGGUAGACAUUAUAUAUGUUCUAGCUUUGUUACUAUUUUUACAUGGUGUGAGGAUUGUAAAAAUGUUUUCAAGUGUUGUUGUAAUUUUAAUUACUGGUGUAAAUUAUUAAUGUUUGUAAUUAAUGCGUUUCUAAAAUGUAUGCGGUAGGAAAAUAUCCUGUCUGCUGAGCAGAAUUGGAUUUUAAUUGUAGAUGUUAAGAAAGUGCAAUAAAUUAUCCUUGUUAGAGUAUGGGAUCUCAGCAGGGUGACAAAGUAAUUUUUGAUGUUCAGAUAGUUGUUUUAACUGUAAA
Messenger RNA from Hyalella azteca, 3306 nucleotides. RefSeq lists its product as uncharacterized. Gene Ontology annotation, molecular function: nucleic acid binding. Gene Ontology annotation, biological process: DNA integration. Lineage: Eukaryota; Metazoa; Arthropoda; Malacostraca; Amphipoda; Hyalellidae. The transcript is spliced from 2 exons. The record is from RefSeq and is a predicted model, not a curated record. Bases 172 to 2862 code for a protein of 896 amino acids.